Strongylocentrotus purpuratus (purple sea urchin) is the source of this 925-nucleotide messenger RNA. RefSeq names its product methyltransferase-like protein 27. The record is from RefSeq and is a predicted model, not a curated record. The transcript is spliced from 5 exons. Bases 169 to 888 code for a protein of 239 amino acids. Gene Ontology annotation, molecular function: S-adenosylmethionine-dependent methyltransferase activity. Lineage: Eukaryota; Metazoa; Echinodermata; Echinoidea; Camarodonta; Strongylocentrotidae.
UGACUCGGUGUCUGUGCGUUGCUGAGUUCGAGUGCAGCGUUCAUACUACAAAUGUAUUUUUAUAAGGUGCAAGUAAAAAGCGGUUGGAAAGGAACAGUUUGAAAUCAAGUUUCCAUCGACUUUUCUCUUUUAAUAGGCUGGUAUAUAAUCAUAAUAUCAUAUGUAAAUAUGGUCGACCAUACCAGGGAGUCUGAAUUUGGUUUUCAUCAGUCGGCCUGUCCGGCUGAAGAAAGGGUUGCAGCUGCUACCACUUGCAAGGAUAUGGACAAAAUGAAUAUAAUUUAUGACCAGUGGGCUUUCUUCUAUGACGAGGACAUGAAAGCUCUUGGUUUUCAAGGAUACGGAGUCAUGGGUAAAAGGAUUGCCGAGCUUAUUGGCAACAAGAACGCCAAGAUCUUAGACAUCGGAUGCGGUACCGGGCGCUUCGGGUCGGAGCUUCGCUCACUUGGAUACAACAAUAUUCACGCUGUAGACGGAAAUCACAAUUUCUUGGAGAAAAGUCGUGAGAGACGAGUCUAUACAGAACUUAAACAGUUCAUGUUUGGCCCCAACGUCAUUGCACCUUACGAAGAUGGUGCUUUUGAUACAGUGGUAGCUGUCUCUUCUUUUGGACCGGGGGUAGUGGCUCACACUGCAAUGCCGGAGAUAAGCCGACUGGUUGCGACAGGUGGAUAUUUGAUCCUGUUUAUACGGAAGUCAAGGCUAGAGAUGGAGACAGAACGCUUCAACGUCAAAGCAGUGUUUGAAGAGUGGGUCGCGAGUGGAAAAUGGGAGAGACUUAGUGAUAUCAGCUCGGUUUACUACGCGGGUACUGACGGGGUGGACAAUGAUGACCGUGUGGUGGAGCGUGAUGGCGUCAUCGUUACCCUGCGAAAGUUAAUCAAUUGAAGAUCGUACCAGUGGCGUUUAUCCAGCGUAGAAUGGG